Messenger RNA from Python bivittatus (Burmese python), 4230 nucleotides. RefSeq names its product lysophospholipase 1 (gene LYPLA1). The record is from RefSeq and is a predicted model, not a curated record. Gene Ontology annotation, cellular component: cytoplasm. NCBI's taxonomy places the organism in Eukaryota, Metazoa, Chordata, Lepidosauria, Squamata, Pythonidae. Gene Ontology annotation, molecular function: palmitoyl-(protein) hydrolase activity; carboxylic ester hydrolase activity. Gene Ontology annotation, biological process: protein depalmitoylation.
AGCACAGCAGAGCGCACGCGCGGGCGCACGAACGAAAGCAGAGCCCGCUCGAGCCCUUCCUUUCCCUUUCCCGCGCCCUCUUCAACGGCCGCCUUCGCGCUCUCAUCUGUGCGGAGACCGGGCGCCCGCGCCGCCCCCUCCCAGCCCUCCGCGGGGAAGGGAGGCGGGCCUGCUGAGUUUCCUCCCCGUUCCAAUCGGUUUCCUGUCCCGCCCGUUUCCCCACCUCCGUCCCUCCCGCCCCAUCAGUGUCUGACUGGCCGCCGCAAGAGGAGAAGCCAGUGUAUGUGCGGCAACAACAUGUCUGCUCCGCUCCCAGCCAUUGUCCCGGCCGCAAAGAAGGCCACCGCCGCGGUCAUAUUUCUCCAUGGAUUAGGAGAUACUGGGCAUGGCUGGGCAGAAGCAUUUGCUGGUAUUAGGAGUCCACACAUAAAGUAUAUUUGUCCACAUGCGCCUGUCAUGCCAGUUUCUCUCAACAUGAAUAUGGCCAUGCCUUCCUGGUUCGAUAUUUUUGGACUUGCUCCAGAUUCACAGGAAGAUGAAGCUGGGAUCAAGCAAGCAUCAGAGAAUGUGAAUGCACUUAUAGAACAAGAAGUAAGGAAUGGAAUACCCUCAAACAGAAUAAUUUUGGGAGGAUUCUCUCAGGGAGGAGCUUUAUCUUUGUAUACUGCCCUCACAACACAUCAGAAGUUAGGGGGUGUCAUAGCACUCAGCUGUUGGCUUCCGCUGCGGACUUCAUUUCCACAGGGUUCCAUGAAUUGCAUCAAUAAAGACAUUUCUAUUCUCCAGUGCCAUGGUGACCGUGAUCCUUUGGUUCCACUAAUGUUUGGAACUAUGACUUCUGAAACACUAAAGAAAAUGUUAAAUCCUGGCAACAUAACUUUCAAAACUUACUCAGGCAUGAUGCAUAGCUCAUGUAUUGAGGAAAUGAUGGAUGUGAAGCAAUUUAUUGACAAGCACCUACCUCCAAUUGACUGAAGUAUGUGAGAAGCCUUCUGUUAAAUGCACCAGCAUCAUCUGUAUUAGAUUGUUUUCUUUUUCAUGUAGCUAUUUCUAAAGUAUCUCUGUGCCUACAGUAUUAACUGUACUGCAAAGAUAAGAAACUAUAACUUCAUGAGAAACAAUACUCCUCUCAAAUCCAAUUGGCCAUAACAUAAAUGUAUGGCAGUGGAAAGGCAUGUUGGAAUAUAAUUAGGUAUUCUCUUCCUUGCUAGAUCAUUCCAAAUUUGAAGUUCUGAAGCCCUUUUAUAAUUCAGAGCAAGUUUUUUCCAAAUCCUGUUAUAUUUCUGCUUGCUAAAUUGACACUUGUAUAUGCAGUAUGUAAAACUGAAUAAGCAUGUAGAAUGAAUAUUCUUAAGGUUCACAUUUAACCAAUAUUAUUGCAUGUGCAAGAUAAGACUGUCAAGUCUUUAAAUUAUCCCUACACCUUGGAGGAACAUAGUGUUGUAUCUUAAAUGUGUGCCAUGCUACUUGGAAUCUUGGAAAAAGUAUUUGAUCUCUAUACAAAAGUUUCCCAUUCAGCUGUCCUGAAAUAAAUUUGAAUACAAAUGUCUUUCAAACAAUUAUAUAUCAAACUAUGAUAAAAAUCAUUAGAAUUUUUAGUAUAUUGCAAAAUUUGAGCUUCCAAAAGCUAUUCUGAGUAGCUAACUUCUCAUCUUUAUAACUUCUUAUAAAAUCAAAAUCAGAAAAUAGAUUGUAUGUAUUUGUAUUAACUUGUUCUGUUUCAGAGAAAUCAGGAUUGGUGGUUAAAGCAUUGCAUAACCAACUGACAUAAGAGGCAAGAGAAGGGUGCACACGGAACAAAAUAUAUUUAGUUUUGAACCUGAAACAAGCCAUCACUCUGUGGAAAUUUGGCUGAACUGUUUUAAGUCAACCACAGCUCAGCAGGCAUGUAGUAUUUAGUUGUUCAAAACAAAAUCUGGAGGGAUACCAGAAUGGGUUUUGGAGAAAGUAGGACAAGAUGGUGCACACUGCUUCCUCCUCAGCAUGGUGUAUGCAUUGCUGCCACCUCCCUGCUCUUUCCAUGGCCUGCCUUCAACCACUACCACUGAUAUCCCAGCAUGGCACAUUUCACUGCCUGCCUGUUCCACCCCACCUCCCAAAGGAUUUUCCCAGCACCUUCCUUUCUCUCCCCAGUUGUCAUUGAUAUCCAAUAUGCCAUCACCAACGCAUAUUGGAUAUGCCUUGGUGAUGGCAUAUCCAAGGCAAGACCCUUCAGCCUUGGCUGUUUCCUGCUCUUUCCUUUACCAUUGAAUGACAAAGCAUGAUUGAGUUUGGCAUAGAUCACCGCAAACUAGCUGUUCCAUUCAUAAAAUAGUUUGUGCAACCAAAAUUUUCUACAUCCCUAGACCCAGUCAUUCAGAAUAAGGUACUACAGUUUCACCCUUGUCAUGGCAAAUCUUCCAUCUCAAUUCUUAAUAGGACUUGAAGUUUUUGUCAGAACUGAAAAUGUAUUCCUACAAGAUAGCAAAUAAAACUUCCUGCAAACAUUUCACAAAAUCAAAAUACACAUUUUGUAUACGUAGAUAAUUCUAUACAUGUUACUUCUAUGUGUGCUUUAUUUCUGUACAUAUAGAAACAAAAAUUACCUUAAUUCUAUAGCAUGAGUAUAAGAAUUCCUUUAGGAAUAGUGCUAUAGGUUUUGUAGUCAGGAUUGUAUGUAUGGGGGAAAAAACUGGAUAUGUUAUUUCUCUUUCAGGCCAUUCACCCUAUCCCAUUAUUUUCCUGAUUCUAUUAGCAUCACAUUGCUACUAUGUAUCUAUUGUUGAUGGUGAAUGGCACCUUCUAAGAUUUCUUCUAUUCAUUUGAUUUUAUUUAAGAAUAGACAUGGAGCCUGAUUGGAAGCACUCAUUACAUCUGCAGCUGAUAAGCACUUAAAUAGUUAAAAAUGAAAUUGAGGUUACAUGUUGGGGAAUGGGUAAUCUUGCCCUUUGACACUUUUGUCCAUGUUCUGGCAUCACAUUUUGAUUCUUGCUGGGCCUUUAGAUUAUUAAACUGAGGGCCAUCUAUAUACCAGCAAAAUUGGGCAAGAAAUCUGUGUUUGGAAUAUACAACUUCAGAUUGUAAAAUUUUUCCGGUGUAUGAUGCGAACAUCCUGGAGGUUUAACUUGGCUUAUUCUUUAAUUACUGGUUUACUAUAUGCUGGAAUUGGGAGAGCAAUGAAACCUAUAGUAUGUUCCCUGUUGUAGCCUGAAACAUAUUUUAAAAUACAGAUUCUGGAUUCUGCUGAACUGAAUUUGGCCCUUGAAAGAAGUAAAUGUGUCUGUAGUCAAAGCAUCUCUGGCCUAUUAAUUAUGGGAAUCUCUGCAAGUUUGUAUACAUAGGACUUGAAUAUGGGAACAGUAUGAUUUUAUCAGUUUAUUUUGUUUUUAUUGGGACUAGUUUCUUAUACACAUGCUAGGUCCAAGAAGAAAGCAUUGUGACAGUAUUCAGAGAUUUUUUAUAAGCGAUAAUGUGCAAGAUUUUAGAACAUUGGCUUAACAGAAAGUAAUCUGUUAAAAUGUUUAUUAUGUAAUGGUAACUGUCUAGAACAGUUCUUUUCUUAAAAAUCAGAAAUGUAAAACAAACCAAAACUUUGAUUUAUAUCAUUUUUUAACUUAAAAGACUAUGUGAAACUACUGACAUCAAAAUAUAGUACAAUAAUAGAUGUUCAGUUUACUUUGGAAUCUGACAUACAAUACUUUGCUAAACAAUCCAACUUUAAUAUUGAAAUUUGUUUUUAAUUGGAAUGUUUGAAUAAAAUUGCCAGUAUUCAUUGUAUUAUAUCAUAGCUUAAAUGCUGUGACAACAGAGGCAAAUCUAAUAGAUUUAUCAGGAUUUUCAUCCUGAUAGGGUUAAGUUUUUAGUUUAUCUUGAAGUAUUGUAUAGUGUUCAUUGCAGUGAAUUGCUGAGGGAGUACUCUAACAUGAAUUUCUGGUCUGUUAAUUGAAUGUUUGCCUUAGGAAGUGUAUUUGCACUUCAGUAAAUUCUAAAUGCAUCUUUUUUUAAAAUAAAUAGGUGCUAUUGACUGUCAAAUAUUGUUUCUGGAAAGUAUGUAUAGGAUGUAAAUGAAGCCAUAUGUUAAGGCUGGAGUAUUUUAUAAACAACAAUUUGGCUUUUCUUUAUCCUAAAUUUUAGGAAGUUCAUAGCUAAGAUUACACCUUGAUUUUAUACUAUGUUUAUGUUAAGAAAUCUAUUGAAACAUCUUAGAUGGAAAUUGUAAUCUGUUACUGUGAAUAAACUCUGAACAAUCAA